AUGUACGCCGCCGCCCUGCUCCCGCUUCUUGCUAUCCUUGCCUCCGCCACUCCUGUCAAGCGAUGGUCGUACGAAAAGUACUAUGAUCUCCAAGCUCAUCGAGGUGGACGUGGUGAGACUAUCGAAAACACGCUGCCGUCUUUCGCCCAAGGUCUUUUAAACGGUGUCACCACUCUGGAACUUGAUUGUGGUAUAACCAAGGACGGCCAUGCUGUGGUUUGGCACGAUGAGAAUAUCGAUCCUACCAAAUGUAAAGAUACAGGUGCCGUAUUCGAUAACGAUCCUAUGUUCCCAUAUGUUGGGAAGUAUAUUGCCAAUUUGACUCUGGCUCAAGUACAGUCUCUUGAUUGCGGUUCUCUGAGACUAGACGGUUUCCCCCUUCAAGAAAUCGUUCCCAAGACCAGACUUGCGACCCUUCCUGAAUUGUUCGAUUUCGUUAAAUGUGCCACUGACGAACCUGUUCUAAUUACCCAUCAAUCUUUCGAUUGGAGAGCUUUGAUCAAAUCCAAAGAGGUAUAUCCUGAAUUACGAACUUCAGCCCUUUGUGCUGACUCUACUCUCUACAAGGGAGGUGGUAAUCUUACAAGUCAUCAAAGGGGACCUUCAGGAAUGGUAGCUGGAAUCGACGUUGAUAGUUUCCCAGGUGAUACUGUCUGUGAAAGAGUCGUUCGAGCCGCCCACUCGUUCGGUGCCGACUACAUCUCUCCUACCGAGACAGCCGCUGCUUCUGCCGCAGGAGCCCUUGACCCAUCUAUGGACGGAUGGAUAUCAUUCGUUAGUAAGGAAAUGGUUGAUACAGCUCAUGAACUCGGUAUGGGUGUCAAACCCUGGACUGCCAACCGUAAGAACACAUUCGACUACUUGAUCGAUCUUGGAGUGGAUGGUGUCAUUACAGAUUUCCCUCAUGAGUUCAGAAGACAUCUGGAACAUUUGGGAGGAUACGAUCUCGCACCUCUUGCUGAUCCUUCAAGGGUCGCCAAAUGUUUAGCUAAACAUAAUCAGCUCACCUCUUAA
This is a messenger RNA of Kwoniella shivajii, 1014 nucleotides long. RefSeq lists its product as uncharacterized. The coding region runs from base 1 to 1014 and encodes 337 amino acids. The record is from RefSeq and is a predicted model, not a curated record. Gene Ontology annotation, molecular function: phosphoric diester hydrolase activity. Gene Ontology annotation, biological process: lipid metabolic process. The transcript has 11 exons. NCBI's taxonomy places the organism in Eukaryota, Fungi, Basidiomycota, Tremellomycetes, Tremellales, Cryptococcaceae.